Molecule: messenger RNA, 3249 nt
Organism: Oryzias latipes (Japanese medaka)
Lineage: Eukaryota; Metazoa; Chordata; Actinopteri; Beloniformes; Adrianichthyidae
Source: RefSeq, a predicted model, not a curated record
GAUCUGUUCGUCUUCCCAGCUGAUUACUCACUGGUUUUGCUGGUCGUCUACCAGCUGCUCUCUGACGCUGCAGACUGACUCAGAUCUUCAUCCACAGCAGAUCUUUCAUGGAUUAUUGGGGUUUUGCACGUUGAUGCCUUUUGCAGCCGGCUUGAAGGCAUCUUUGCACCUGAGUUUGGAUCGGAACAAUCGUUUUGGUUCCCCAACAGGAAAGUGCUCUCAAAUCGUUGCCUUGUCUUUUGCUUUGGAGGCCCCUUCACACUAACGCCCCACCCACCCCGCUCCCACACCCACCCUCCGCCAUGCUGUGAAAGUGGGACAAAAAAGUCUUUCAUUGUUUUGUAUUCUGGCUCCUUGGGACACCAGAGGAGCUGUUUUCAGGAAACGCUGCUUCUCCUGCUCAGACUGGCGUUGUCCGUGACAAUCUGAGCCUGAGCGUGGAUGCCCCCCCAUCCAGCAGACAUGUUACCAAAGACCCGUUUGGGGAAGCGUUCUCCUUUCGGGGCGCUGGUGAGCUCGCCUUGUUCAACGGUAGAGUCCUCCAAGACUGGCUGCGCCACAGCAAUGGGGUCCCAACAGCAAGGGAUAAGCAGAGUCAAAGGUCAUGGCGAUUUGAAGGUGUACUUUCAGUGUGCAGGACCAGGUGAAGGAUCGGGGGUUCUGGAUCUGUCGAGCCGCGCCCCGGCUGACGCAGUGGUCGGCGCUUCGUCCCAUCACAGCAGUAGAUCCGUCUCUUCCUGCAUCGACGUCCCCAGGAGCUCCAGGGGUGCGCAGGAGGUGGACAUGGACGAACUGAUGGCCGCCAUGGUCCUCAGCAGUUUGUCCUGCAGUCCACCCCCAAAGCCCGUCCCCCCGCCAAACUCUGCAGGUCCUUCUGUGGAGUCUGGACCCGAGCUCUCGGAUAGCGGCAGCAGCGGUCACUGGAGCGUCGACAUUGCCAAUGGAAGCUCCGCCCCCUCUUCCCCAGCCACAGCAGAGCCUGAGAAUGAAACUGUGGUGCCAUCGGAUGAGGGCUUGGACAUGGAGCUGGAUCAGGUUCUUUUUGACGAACCGGCACCACGGAAACGAAGGAACUCCGUGAAAGUGGCGUACCGAUGUCUGUGGCCAAGCUGCGGCAAGGUGCUGACUUCAGUGGUUGGGAUCAAACGUCACAUCAGAACAACACAUCUGAGCCGCGGGGGUGAACACGAGCGCUGCUCCCGCAGCGAGGAGGACUUCUACUACACCGAGAUCAGCCAGCCGCAGCAUCAGUCUCCUCCCCCUCCGCUCCAAGCCUCCUCUAGCUCCUCCCCUUCCUCCCCCCCCAGUCCCCCUCCUCCCUCCCCGCCCUCUCCGUCAGGCUGCGUUGCUCUGAGCCGUUCUGCCCCCUCCCCCUGUGGCAGCUCCUGGCAGGUCCAAUCAGAGCACUCCUACCAGGCCCCGCCUCCAAGCCACGUGGUGCUGCCAGCUCCGCCCACCUUGUGCCGCCUGAUGACUGCGCCCGCCCCCUGCAGCAGACCGGGCUCCACGUUCCGGGUCCGUUCCGUCAGCGUGGGGGAGCAGUGGCUGCAGCACCAGGGCGCCCCCUGCAGGAGGAUCCGCAGCGAGGCCAAGAAGUGCCGCAAGGUGUACGGCAUCGAACACAGGGACCAGUGGUGCACGGCCUGCCGCUGGAAGAAAGCCUGUCAGCGCUUCCUGGACUGAGGAAGAGGAGGAGGAAGAGCAGCAGACAUGCCAUGUCUGUCGAAGAGAAGUCAGUUUCUACGUCUGGAAAAAUGAAAGUGUCUAUUUUUUUUUUUGGAAUAGUUUUGGUCUUCAGUGUAACAAAGACGUCUGGCAGCUACGCCGCCACCCCCCACCCCCUGCUGCGGCCAGAGGUCACGGAUCAAGAGACCUUUUUUAAUACAUUUCAGGCUGGUUGGAAACCACUUUUCCAGGUUUAAAAUGGGGGUGGACGAAAAGACGAGAACAUUCGAGGGAACUUUAUCGGUUUCACACAAAAAAACAGCAAAAAACUGAACGCUGGUGCUUUAUUCUGACAAAAAUGUUUUUCUCUUCAAGAAUAUGUUUUAAGGAAUAAGGGAACUGUUUAUUUUGUAAAAAAAGAAAAAAAAGAUCUCUAUGUAAAAGGUUGUUUUUAAAAAAAAAAGCACUUAUUUUCAGAGUAAAUUCCUCGGUCAGACUAUCGGAAAUCAAAGAUUCAGAUUAAAAGUCAAGAGUCUACUGAGAGUCUAAAAAUAGUCAUCAUCAGGCUUUAAACAGACGAAGACUCAACCUGACAGGAUGCAGAGGGGCGGCCAUUAUUGACUGAUGAGUCAGCAUUCGUGCUGUGAUCAGGGGUAGAGAAAUGCCCAUUGAAGUCUCAAUUGGAUUGAAAACCGCCACCUUUGUGAAGGAGAUGCGUCAUAGCAACCAUCUGACUUUUUUCUCCUCUUCAGUUGAGCAACGUGUGGGCCAAGUUUUGUGUCUCUACCUCAAAGUAAACGUUGGAGUUUCCAUAGCAACCAUGUUUAAACUGGCGCGCCUCAUCUGUUCAGGUGAUGAUGUGAACUGCUCCGUCUGGCCUUCACAGUAGAACUCUGGUUUUGUUCUGGUCAGAUCGAACGCGUGCGAAUCAAGAGGAAAACAUUUUCUAAGCUUAAGUCGGCCAUCUUUGUGAGGUCACAAUGAGAACCGCUCGAGUGAGGCUUCAACUUUUUAUGAUGAAGAACAAAACUGUGUUUGGUUAUCCUGUGAUGUCAGACUCUAACUCUAGGUGGCGCCUCCUCCAGAGGUCAUGACCAUGUGGACUUUUCUUCAUGUCUUGGUUAUUCACAUGUGUACCAUCUUUUGUAAUCGUACUAAAAACUAAUGUUUUUGAUCUUCGUCGUCGAUCUCGGAUCAUUUUUGAUGUUUUUUGUGCCAACGCCUCUUCAGCCUCUUCUUCACAUCCGGCUGUUUUUAUAAAAUCUCAGCGAAGAAGCCGGAUUUCUCUGUUCUGUAUCUGAAAUGGACUUUUCGAGCCGACGUUUUUGCCGACUUCAGCGGUAAACUGAGGAAGAGGAGGGUCUUCAGAGAGGAGAAGCACUCCACCAGGUCCACGAAACGUCCAGAAACCUCUGUGGGAGUCACGCAGUACUGAUGGCGUCCACCGUGGCGUUCCUCCUGAUGUCCGAGCGGCGGGAACGUUUCAUUCCAGCUCAGCGGAGCGUCCGUCUUCCUCAGCGGGAAGACGAAGGACGGCUUCCGCACAGUCUCUGCAUGAUGGUGGUAAUAAAAACAGAAAAAGGG